Molecule: messenger RNA, 309 nt
Organism: Penicillium longicatenatum
Lineage: Eukaryota; Fungi; Ascomycota; Eurotiomycetes; Eurotiales; Aspergillaceae
Product: elongin C
Exons: 3
Coding region: 1-309 (102 amino acids)
Biological process (GO): ubiquitin-dependent protein catabolic process
Cellular component (GO): elongin complex
Molecular function (GO): protein-macromolecule adaptor activity
Source: RefSeq, a predicted model, not a curated record
AUGGAAUCCUCUACUGAACACGAGUAUGUGACUCUGGUAUCAUGCGAUGGCUUUGAGUUCAUUCUACCCCGCAGCUCCGCUUGCAUUUCGGGUACAAUCCGGCGCAUGUUAGACCCUUCGAGCAAAUUCUCAGAGGCUAUCACCGGUCGCUGUAUACUUGAAAAUCUGAGCGGGGUCGUCCUUGAGAAAGUCUGCGAAUAUUUUCUAUACAACGAGAAACACAAGGACCAGGCCAAUGUGACUGAUAUGGAUAUCCCCGCAGAGCUGUGCUUAGAGCUCUUGAUGGCAGCCGAUUACUUGGACACUUAA